Molecule: messenger RNA, 8318 nt
Organism: Diospyros lotus (date-plum)
Lineage: Eukaryota; Viridiplantae; Streptophyta; Magnoliopsida; Ericales; Ebenaceae
Product: probable disease resistance protein At4g27220
Exons: 5
Coding region: 288-3959 (1223 amino acids)
Molecular function (GO): ADP binding; ATP hydrolysis activity
Source: RefSeq, a predicted model, not a curated record
GCAUUCACGCGCAUCUUCCCAUUGUCCUUUAAUUCUGUCAAGAGAAGUUAGCUGUCAAGUUUUGCUUUCCAAUUCCGCGGAAGAAAACAGCAUCUUUCUUUCGUCUGUAAGGAUUGGAGCUUCGUCGUCUCCCCUGCAUCUGCAUCUGCAUGCUGUGGUGGAUCUGAGAUCCAAAAGCUUUGGUUGAAGAUCGAUUAGACCUACUCAGUCACCUCUCUCUUCCCUCUCUCCAGCUGCUUCUUCUCAUUUAAGACGAGGACGGGAGCAAUUUGAUUUUGACAAACAUCAUGAGUUCGUGUGUGGGGACGAUUCUCAGUUCUCUCAAAGAACCCGUGAUGAAGCAUGGGGCUUAUGUGUUUCAAUACGAGGAUCUGGUCCACCGACUGGAAAAAGAAAAUAGGAGGCUCGGUGAAAAAAAGGAGAGAAUCCAGCGACUGGUGGAUACAGCCACACGCAAUGGGAGAUUCAUUGAAACUGAGGUCUCCAGUUGGCUAGGGGAAGUAGAACAGAUGGAACGAGACAUCGCCAACUUCCUGCGUCAACAAGAGAACAGAGAACAGAUGGAACGAGACUUCGCCAAUUUCCUGCGUCAACAAGAAAACGGAGAACAGAUGGAACAAGACUUCGUCAACAUCCUCCGUAAACAAGAAAACGGAGAACAUAUGGAACGAGGCAUCGCCAACUUCCUGCGUCAACAAGAAAACGCAGACCAGAUGGAACAAAACUUCGCCAACUUCCUGCGUCAACAAGACUUCGCCAACUUCCUUCGUCAACAAGAAAACGGAGAACAGAUGGAACGAGACCUCGCCAACUUCCUGCGUCAACAAGAAAACGGAGAACAGAUCAUGGAACGAGACUUUGCCAACUUCCUCCGUCAACAAGAAAACGGAGAACAGAUGGAACGAGACUUCGCCAAAUUCCUGCGUCAACAAGAAAACGGAGAAUCUUUCAAGUGUUUUCCGGGCUGCAUGUGUCCCAACUUACUGUGGCGUUACAAGAGCGGUAAGCAUGCUGACGACAAAAUGUUGGAAGUCACUAAACUGAUAAGUAGGGGUGAGCUGCUACAGACGUCAACAGUGGCACGCAGUGCAUCUUUCCAAUCGGAGCCGCUCUUUGAUUCUCCUGAUUAUUACACCACGCUCCGAUCAAGAGCUUCAGUUUUUGCCGACAUCAUGAAUGCUUUGAUUAAUGAUUCUGGGGUUGACAUGAUUGGGGUCCAUGGGCCUGGAGGUGCUGGGAAGACAACGAUGGUGAAAGAGGUUGCCAAGGAAGCUAAGAGACGAAGAAUUUUUGAUAAGAUUGUGAUAGCAGUUGUGUCUAAAGAUCCAAACACCUCAAAACUUCAAGAAGAUCUUGCCCCCCAAUUGGGUCUCAAGUAUGAAGAAAAAAACAAUGAGUUAGGAAGAGCAGAUGAGCUACGAAAGGCAUUGUCUAACGGGAAAAGAAAGAUACUGGUAAUAUUGGAUGACCUUUGGCAAGCACUAGACUUGAAGGCAAUUGGAAUUCCUAUUUCGGGCCCUGGCGACAAAGGUUGCAAAAUUAUGCUAACCUCGCGUAGACAAGAUGUCUUCAAAGGGAUGGGCGUUCAUUCAACAUUUUCCAUUGGGUACUUGGAGGAGCAAGAAGCAUGGGAGUUGUUUAGGAAGGUGACGGGAGAUUUUGGAGUCAAAGAUUCUAUAGCAAGAAAGGUAUGCGAGAAAUGUGCAGAUCUGCCUAUUGCUAUAGUUGCAGUUGGAGCUGCAUUAAAGGGCGAGGAAGAGGGUGUGUGGCAAAAUGCACUUUACGAAUUAGCGAAGUCCCGGCUAAAAUACAUUGAAGGAGUUGAACUAGUGGGUUAUACCCCCUUGAAGUUGAGCUAUGAUUCUCUAAAAGACGAGCGUGCAAAGUCGUGCUUCUUACUCUGUUGUUUAUUCCCCGAAGAUGCUGAGAUUUCUAUUGAUGACUUGGUUAGAUAUAGCUUUGCCUUGCGGUUCCUUGGAAGAGAGGGGGAUACGCUCAAAGAUGCAAGAAUUAAAGUACAAGCCAUGGUUUAUAUGCUGAAAAAGUCCUGCUUGUUGCUAAAUGGAAGAAACGAGAAUGUUGUUAAAAUGCAUGACGUUAUUCGUGACCUUGCAAUUUCUAUCACAGAGGAGAAGCAGGCAGAACACGGAGGUGCUCAUGAUUGGCCAGGGCGACAACAGUUCAUGGUAAAUCACGAUAUUCGAGUGUUGCCGAACAAUGAUGCCUGGAAGCAUCACACAGCAAUCUCAUUGAGGAUCAAUGAUAACUUUACUUUUCCUUGCGGCGUGCUCGAUUGUCCACUAUUGCAUACCUUUGUAUUGGAGAAGCCUGGAGUAUUUUCUUAUUCACAUAUAAUUCCAGAUAACUUCUUUCAAGGUGCGAAGGAGGCAACUAUUUUAGAUUUAAAAAACAUGUCGUUGGAAUUUCCAUCAUUAGUUUUGAAGUUGAAUCAGCCUCGAAUGUUACGUCUAAGCAAUUGCAAAUUAUUGGGAGACUUGACUACAAUUCAAAAUUUAAAAAAUCACAUUGAGAUACUUAGUUUUGAGGGAUCUGAGAUAGAAGAGUUGCCACAAGAGAUUGGAGAAUUGACUCGCUUGCAGUCUUUGAAUCUGAGCCUCGAGAAGUUGAAGGUGAUUCCAAAGGAUGUGAUAUCCAAAUUGAUCCAUCUAGAAGAGUUGUAUGUUCUAUGCAACUUUAGUGGAUGGGAUACCACUGUAGAUGGUGGGAGAAUGAGCAAUGCGAGCAUUGCUGAGCUAAAAUUAUUGACUCAAUUAAUAGUUUUAUAUGUUAGUAUUUCAGCAGAAAGUUUUGAGAUUAUGGUGCGAGAAUGCCCCAGUUUAUUUGAGAAAUUGAUUAAUUUUGGAAUAUUGAUAAACCCUUCUGUCCACUAUUUUUUUAAUAGAUUUGAGAGUAUUUUACUGACUCGAAAUGCUUUGGAAAUUCGUAAUAUUGAUCGUAUAGAUGAUGAAUUUCAUCUCUUGAUGGACAAAGUUAGUGUGUUGAAGUUGUGGAGGAUUCCGCAUUUGGAAGGGCUGUUCUUACAUGGCAAGCCACAACUAAAGUCUAUAGCAAGUGGUGGGGGACCUUUUAGUAAAUUAACCUAUUUAGAAAUUGAUGGCUGUCACGAUAUGAAAUUUCUUUUUUCCUCCUCCAUCGCCAGAGCACUCCAGCAACUUCGAACACUAAAAGUAUCGGGUUGUAGCAAAAUGGAACAAAUAAUUGGAGUAGUAGAUUAUCAUCACGAAGUGAAAGUUGCAGCUGAUGAAGCAAUUAUUUUUAGUCGAUUGAUGGACUUGGAAUUGCGGGGACUUCCAGAAUUUAAAAGCUUCUACCCCAAAAUGCAGAAGACCACAAGUGAGAAAAAUCUUUCAAAUUUUAUCGUAGCAGCAGAAUCUAUCUUUGAUGAGAAGGUUCUUUUUCCCGUCUUAACACGUUUGAAGAUUGAUAAAUUACCAGUGGAAUCUAUUUGGAACAAGCAAGCGAUUCAAUCUCCAGAAAGUUCAAAUAAAGUAUCUUUUUCUCAAUUGAGGGAAUUUUUUCUCAUCAGUUGUGAUACUUUGGUAAAUGUGUUCCCUUUACAUAUGCUCCCACGAUUGCAAAAUUUGGAGAUAUUAGAGGUUGAAAAUUGUCCUCGUUUGACAUUGUUAGUUGAAGACCUUGAUCCUAACAUCCAAAAUCCUCCAAUUAAAUCUAAAUUCAAUGAUGUGUUCCCAAAGUUGACAGUAAGUGGGGGAGCUUUUAGUAAAUUAACCUCUUUAAAAAUUCAUGGUUGUCACGGUAUUAAAUUUCUCUAUUCUUCUCCGUCGCCAGAGCACGGUUCUAAAUUUCUCGAUUCUUCUCCGUCGCCAGAUUACGAUUUUAAAUUUCUUGAUUCUUCUCCGUCGCCAGAUUACGGUUUUAAAUUUCUCGAUUCUUCUUCGUCGCCAGAACACUCCAGCAACUUCAAACACCAGAAGUAGAGUGUUGUAGUAAAAUGGAACAAAUAAUUGGAGUAGUAGAUUAUCAUCACGAAGAGAAAGUUGCAACUGAUGAAGCAAUUAUUUUCAGUCAAUUGGUGGACUUGGAAUUGAGGGAACUUUCACAAUUUAAAAGCUUCUACCCCAAAAUGGAGAAGACAACAACUGAGGAAAACCUUUCAAAUUUUAUCAGCAGAAUCUAUCUUUGAUGAAAAGGUUCUUUUUCCUGCCUUAACACAUUUGAAGAUUGAUAAGUUACUAGUGGAAUAUAUUUGGAACAAGCAAGCAAUUCAAUCUCCAGAAAGAUCAAACAAGUAUCUUUUUCUCAAUUGAGGGAAUUUUUUCUUAUCAAUUGUGAUACUUUGGUAAAUAAGUUCCCUUCAAAUAUGCUCUCACGAUUGCAAAAUUUGGAGAUGUUAAGACAUUGAAAAUUGUCCUCUUUGACAUUGUUAGUUGAAGACCUCAAUCCUAACAUCCAAAGUCCUAUAAUUAAAUCUAAAUUCACAUCCAAAGUCCUAUAAUUAAAUCUAAAUUCAUUGAUGUGUUCCCAAAGUUGAUAGAUCUUUGGUCAGAUAAAUCUUCCCAAGUUGAUGAAAACAUGGCUUAGUGAUGAGGACUACUGCUUCUAUGACAAUUCUGUCAAUUUACACCUGAAAAUGAUAUCAAUUAUAGGUUGUGGCAGUUUGAGACAAGUAUUUUCAGCUUUUGUUGCUAGACAUCUUGUGCGCAACCAAUAUUUAUGCAUAAAAGGUUGUCCCGGAAUGGAAGUGGUAGUGUCGGAGGCUAGGGGAGAAGGAAAGAUCGAUGAUGGUACAAUUAGGUUCAUUGAAUUAGAAGAAUUGUGGCUUGAAGAUUUACAAAAUCUAAGAAGUUUUUAUGAUUCCAAGUUUGAAGCACCAUGUUUAUUUAAUUAUCAGGUAUGAAUAUUCAAACUCUUCUAAUAGACAUAUAUAAUCAAAACAAAAAAUAAAAUUUUAAUUUUAAUUUUAAUAUGUCAACAUACAACAAUAACGUGUGAAGUCUUAAUCCUCCCUAGAAGUUAAAUAUACUGGUGUACAAUAGAUAAUUUUAUUUUAAUUUUUAUUGUUUUCACUAGUUUAGAUUAUAAAUGUAGUCGUAAUAAAAUAAGUGUAUAUUUCAUGCAUUUGAAGUUGAAUCUUCUAUCACUAUUAAUUAGAUAUUAUCAAGAGUUCAUUUUAUAAUUUUUAUUCUUUUUUUUUUCAAUUUUAUAAUUAUAGUUUUAACUCUAUUUAUUAAGUUGGGAGUUGGUCUGGUUAUGAAGGCCUCUUUCUGCCCCUCAACCAAGGCUUCCUUUCACUCUUAAAUAAAAACAAUCGAACGAAUAAAACCCUCUUUGAUGAAACAACAUUGGGAUUCAAAUGGUGACCUUUCCCAAUAAGGACAUGAUGAUGGAGUUAUCAUGUUUAAUUUGCUGUUAAUUUUCAGCUUGUUUGUUUGUUUCAGUUUCUUCUUAAUGCUGGGUAUCUUGUUUCUUUUUACGUAUCCCACACGGUGGCAGCCUUGUUGGGAAUUUUGGCUUUGAUCCACGAUCUCUCACUCCCCUCAAAGUAGAAACAUCUGUGAGUUCAUUCCUUCAGGUUAAGAUCCACGAUUUGGUUGUUUGUUCUUGUAUCUUGUAUCUUGUAAUGACUUAUCUAGUAUGUAGUCUAGUGUCAAUAGUGCCAAAAUUGCAUCCUUUGAUGUAUUCUCAUUAAUCAGUCAUUGGGCUUUUAUUUUUAUCAAAAAGUUUCUAGGAGAUAGAAUGGAUGAUAAAUCGAGUGAACUGCAAUCACAUUUUCUUAGGCUUUUCAAGCUUUCUUGGUUGGCUAUUUGUUGCCUUAUUGUGUUCAUUGCUCCAUGAAAACACUUAAAAAAUUAAAACACCUAGUUGGCAUUUGAUUUACCUUGUGAAUAGCUAUUGUGACAGCUUUAAGAUUCUUAGUCUAAUUAUGCUUAUGGACCAUAAAUAGACAUUCUUGGUUCAAUUAUUAAUUAAAUCACAUCUUGAGAUUAAUUGAGUUUUCACAGUUUGAAAACAAAAAAUUUAUUGAGAGAUUGUGUUUAAGAUCUUUCAGUCAAGAUAAUUGUGUUGUUAAGAUUUGGCUAACUACGUGUAAUGGUUGAAGGAUUUUUAAAUUUUGUUCUAAAAUUUUGUUAUUCAACAUUUGUCGUUAUCUCCAUGUAAUAAUUAUCUGAGGGUUUUAUUGCUUUUUUUCAAAAUUUUAUUUAGUAGAUUAUUUUAUUAUUUUGAGAUUAUAGAUGAAGCAAUAGUCAUUCUUGUUUUUUUUUUUUGUAAUUUUUAUAUUUAAUGUUAUGGAAGUAAAUUCACCAAUUAUGUUGGAGUUAAUCCAAGGAUUCGUUUAUACUUGGUUAGAAUUUAAAAAAGAUUGCUACCACGUUAUUUGGAUCUUCUAUAUCACCACACUUGGUUAAAUAAUUACUAUUUUUCAAAUAGAUUUGACCUUUUCAUUUAGGAAGAAUCUAGAUUCAAUAAACAUUUGUGGGAUUUAUGUUUUCUUUUUGUUAAAUGCCCACGUAAGUUUGUAUCCAACUGAAUAAUUUCAGCAUAUCCACUUUCUUUGAUAGGCUAUUCAACCUUCCUCUUUUAAAUGGGUUAUCAUAUUUAUUCUAGACUUUUGUAUUCAUAAAAAAGGGCAGUCAUAUUAUUAGUUACAUGGUAAAAAUGUAUCUAUAAUUGGAUAACAGAAUUUUAAAUAAUGUGUGACCAUUUGUUUGUGGAAGUUGAGAUUAUGAUGAUUCUUGAUUUAAUUAGUGUAAAAAUUGUAUUAGAGGAGGGUUUAUAGUUUAUUUUUUGCAAAAUUAUAUUUAGUUGAUAAUUUUGUUCCAUAGAGAGCACAAAAAUAGCCUUGGGGAUGUAAUCCAGAGUUUAAGCAUGACAAGGAUAAGGAGGUUGAGAAUGAUCUUACUUGAGAGAAAUUGAGAUUUGGAUUUAAAGUGUGACAUAAAAGAAAAUUAGUUGAAAUCUGAAUUGUGAACGGUUAUACACUUAAUAAGAUAAAACAGAAUUAUGAAUUUUGAAAUUAAAAUCUGAAUUAUGAACCGACUAUAAAUACUAGAUCAGGAGGGAGUUUGAAACUUGAUCAGAAAGCAAAAAUUUAGAGAUUUGAGGUCUCCUUGUUAGUCUGCAUCUCUAUCUUUAUUAGUAUUGGGGGACAGGUGCUGUUUUGUUUUUUUUUUUCCCCCUAGGUUUUGGUGUUUUUGUUAUUGUUGUUUCAAGAUUGAUUUUUUGAAAUUGGUAGUUUUACAUAAUGAAAAAGUUUAAAUAUGUUCUUGCAUUUUUUAAAGAAACAAUAAGUGCUUGUAUAAAUUUAUUGUGAACCUUUCAUUGGUAGUUUUACACGGUCUUUAAUUUUUAUAUGUAGAAGAGUAAGCUUUCAUUGAUCUCUUCCAAAUUUGCAUUUUUUUAUAUGUAUUUUGCAACCUCUUUAUUAUGGAGUAUGUUGUGCAAUCGUGACAUUCUAACUACUUGUUCAAUUAGUCAUUGGGCUUUUAUUUUUAUCAAAUAGUUGCCUAUUCUUUGUAUUGUGAUAAAAGGAAAAGUGUUGUGAAAAUGCAGGGUGUAUUUGAUUAGGGGUGGAAAGUGGGACGGCAUUCCAAUUUCAUGGAAUUCCAAUUCUCACCCUACCCGUUAAAAAUUUUAAUUCUUUAAUUUCAAAAAAAAUCUUUACUUUUUUAAUUAAGAUGGAAUUCGAAUUCUAUAGAAAAGAAAAACUAUUUGAUGGAAUUUCUUAAAAUUUGGAUGAAAAAUGAAUAUCACCCCAUUUUUCACCCUUAUCAAAUGCACCCGUAGAAUUUUGAGUUUGAAUAAUCCCACAUCCAAUAUGAAAAAGGAGACUUUUGAGUUUGAGCCAUAUAUAUGCGAGGAGAUAGCUAGAAGGUACCAUAUGAUAAGUUUAAGUUAGAUUGAUCAGGUUGAUGCCUCCAUCUCUCAACCAUUGUAAGAGUUUUUUGAUAACUUCUGUUUGCAAGUUAUGCCACUAUGUGUGUUUCUUAUUUGUCUGUAGAGAGCCCCAGUAGCAUAGGCUACAUUUCUUGGAUUUGUUUUUAUUUAUUCCCAUCUUAAUUGGCCAUUUUGCAUUUCGUUUUCGUGAACAGACCAACUUUGAAGGUGCUGCAGAACCCUUGGAUGCUUGUGUAAAGAGAACUGCUGGAACCAAGAAAUUUGAAAGAGCUAUUUAUUUAUGGAGAGCAUUUAGUUAGAAAAGUACAAACCAAUUUUGUAAAAGAAGAAUUAGAUUCUUGAACUUUUAAACUUCUAUUCUAUUUUGAACUUUGAAGAUGUAUUGCUUAAACUCCUUGUAUUUUAUUGACAUCAGAAUAUGACUAUGUCUUGUGGUUGGA